Messenger RNA from Anguilla rostrata (American eel), 4441 nucleotides. RefSeq names its product Rho guanine nucleotide exchange factor (GEF) 25b (gene arhgef25b). The coding region runs from base 1 to 1977 and encodes 658 amino acids. Gene Ontology annotation, cellular component: cytoplasm; plasma membrane; extrinsic component of membrane. Gene Ontology annotation, biological process: axon guidance. The record is from RefSeq and is a predicted model, not a curated record. NCBI's taxonomy places the organism in Eukaryota, Metazoa, Chordata, Actinopteri, Anguilliformes, Anguillidae. The transcript is spliced from 15 exons. Gene Ontology annotation, molecular function: guanyl-nucleotide exchange factor activity.
AUGCGGCACUGCCGCAGUGGCAGCAUCACCGCCUCCGUGGCCUCCCUGCCCCCCCAGGCCUCGGGAAGCUCCGCCCCCAGCUCCCCCGGCUCCCGCCGCUCGGUCAGCACCCUCAAGAAGUGGCUGACCAAUCCCGUGCGCAAGCUGAGCUCCGCCGGCAUCGGGGGGGGCAAGGGCGAGCGGCAGGUCCGCAGGCCGGACGGCAGGCCCCCCCAAUCCCAGCCGAGCCAGGACCCGCCGGGGCCCGGUCACCAAGGCGACGGCCUCGCCGCCCUCCCCAGCGGCGAGAAAGAGCCGGAGAGCGGGAACGGGCCGGGGGGGCAGCCGGAAGACUGCACGCCUGGGACCCCCCUGCGCAACAGCUACCUGUCUGAACUCCUGCAGGGGGGCAACACACCGACCCUCACACAGAACCACAAAUCAUCCAAUCCGCUCUCGGAUGAGGAUGGCUCCGCCCUGACGGAUGACGUGUCCAGCCACUCAUCAGCCGCCACGGACAGCGAGGAAGAGAGGAGGAGUGCCUUGGAAAAGAGCAUCUACGUCCUGAAGGAGCUCAUUGAGACGGAGAAGCUGUACGUGGGUGACCUCGGACUGAUCGUGGAGGGGUACAUGGCCACCAUGAACAGCAAGGGUGUGCCAGAGGACAUGAAGGGGAAGGACAAGAUUGUGUUCGGGAACAUUCACCAGAUCUUCGACUGGCAUAAAGACUACUUCCUGGUGGAGCUGGAGAAGUGCGUGGCCGAGCCGGAGAGACUGGCGCAGCUGUUCAUCAAGCACGAACGGCGUCUGCACAUGUACGUGGUGUACUGCCAGAACAAGCCCAAGUCCGAGCACAUCGUCUCCGAGUACAUCGAGACCUACUUCGAGGAGCUGAAGCAGCAGCUGGGCCAUCGCCUGCAGCUGAAUGACCUCCUCAUCAAGCCCGUGCAGAGGAUCAUGAAGUACCAGCUGCUGCUCAAGGACUUCCUGAAGUACUACACCAAGGCUGGAAUGGACACGACAGAGCUUGAGAAAGCUGUAGAGGUGAUGUGCUUCGUGCCCAAGCGCUGUAAUGACAUGAUGAACGUGGGGAGACUGCAGGGAUUUGAGGGGAAGAUCACCGCUCAGGGGAAGCUUCUCCAGCAGGACACCUUCAUGGUGAUGGAGCAGGACAGCAGCUUCCUGCCACGCCCCAAGGAGAGGCGGGUCUUCCUGUUCGAGCAGCUGGUGAUCUUCAGCGAGCCCAUCGACAGGAAGAAGGGCUUCUCGUUGCCGGGAUACACCUUCAAGAACAGCAUAAAGGUCAGCACUCUCGGGGUGGAGGACUGCGUGGAGGGCGACCCCUGCAGGUUCGCGAUGACGUCGCGGGGGGCCGACGGGAACUCCGUCCGCUUCGUCAUGCAGGCGGCCACGCCCGAGAUCCGCCAGGCCUGGGUGGCGGACGUGGGCCAGAUACUGGAGACCCAGCGCAACUUCCUGAAUGCCCUGCAGUCGCCGAUCGAGUACCAGCGGAAGGAGAGCAAGUCCAACAGCCUGGGCCGCGCCAUGAGGGCUCCCCCGGCCCCAGUCUCCGCCCCCGGGCUCCGCCCCCACUCCUCCGCCUCCAUCGACCGCCAGCGGCUGCCCUGCCUGCGCUCCUACAACAGCUCCCUGCCCUCCCUCUACCUGCCCAGCCAGGGGCUGGCCGACACCCGCCCUCAGCACGAGUUCACCGUGGUCCAGCACAGCCCUUCGCUAUCGAACCCGAGUUCCCAGGCCCUCUCUCCAGCGCACGUUCACUUGGGUUUCCCCGAGCAGUGUGGCUCCCCCCCAGCGCCCCCGUCCCCAUCCCGCCAGGGCAUUUCCAACGGCCUGUGCUCUCCUGCACUGCACAGUAUACAGGGAUCCAGUAACGGUUGCCACGGAGCUCCGGCAGGGGAGACCGCGGGACACGCACCCGGCUCGUCCGACGCGCCGCGUUCGCGCAACCUGGCUCAGCUCGCCGAGGACGACCCGUAACCCCCCCCCCCCCCCGCGGGACUCCGCCCCCUUAUCCUUCUGACUCACGCGCGUGGGCGUCCCCACCGUUUAGACCCUUAUCACCAUUAUCCUCGUCAUUAGUAGCUCAUUAUACGUUUUUUUGUUGUUGUUAUUAUCGUUGCCAUCGCUAUAUUCUACGUUUCAGACAUUACUUAUUUACUGUUACUGUUCGGGCACAAAAAGAAAACGCCCGGAUGCUACAAGAUGUGUUUUUUUUUUUUGUUGUUGUUGUUGUUUUUGUUCAUUUGUAUCAAAUCGACUGGGGUCAGAGGUGUGAGUGGAGAAUUUUAAUUAUUCUCCCGCUGUUUUAGCAGACACCGUUGUUUGUAAGUGGGCAGGAAAAGGUGUGUUUUCUUCUGGGAGGGUGACAGUUGCUUUAGCCCCGCUCUCUCAACACCUGAAAUGUCUCGCGCCUCAGUUAUUGUACAUAGCUCUGAUUCUGGAGAAGGUGCGGUGCAGGGCGGUCAGGGUGAGCGGGCGUGGUUUCGGUGCGAACGCCCCAAAGGUGAAGCCUUGCCGUGGCACCUUCCAGCUGCGACCUAACACAGCAGUGCUGAUGACCCUUUAACCACUGUAGAGCUGGAACCGGACUGGCUCAUUGUACUCCUUCCUGUUGAGCUGGAAUCAGGCUCAUUAUCCCCCUUUCCCACUAUAGAACAGGAAGUAGGCUGACUCAUACUCCUUUCCCACUGAAGAGCAGGAAGUAGGCUGCCUCAUUAUACCCCUUUCCCACUAUAGAACAGGAAGUAGGCUGACUCAUACUCCUUUCCCACUAUAGAACAGGAAGUAGGCUGACUAAUACUCCUUUCCCACUGAAGAGCAGGAAGUAGGCUGGCUCAUUAUCCCCCAUUCCCACUAUAGAACAGGAAGUAGGCUGGCUCAUUAUACCUCUUUCCCACUGAAGAGCAGGAAGUAGGCUGGCUCAUUAUACCCCUUUCCCACUGAAGAGCAGGAAGUAGGCUGGCUCAUUAUACCCCAUUCCCACUAUAGAACAGGAAGUAGGCUGGCUCAUUAUACCCCUUUCCCACUAUAGAACAGGAAGUAGGCUGACUCAUACUCCUUUCCCACUGAAGAGCAGGAAGUAGGCUGGCUCAUUAUACCCCUUUCCCACUGUAGAGCAGGAAGUAGGCUGGCUCAUUAUACCCCUUUCCCACUGUAGAGCAGGAAGUAGGCUGGCUCAUUAUACCCCUUUCCCACUGUAGAGCAGGAAGUAGGCUGGCUCAUUAUACCUCUUUCCCACUGUAGAGCAGGAAGUAGGCUGACUCAUUAUACCCCUUUCCCACGGUAGAGCUUGAACCAGGCUGGCUCAUUAUAACUAUCCUCCACUGUAGAGCUGGAACCAGGAUGAUGAGCCACAUUAAACCUCUGUGUGUGUGUGUGUGUGUGUGUGUUUGAUUAUACACAACUGUACACGGAAAGAGGUAUUCAAAGUAAACCAGCCUAAGAAAGACCUAAGAACGGAGUCAUUCCUGAACAUGGGGUGAGCUCAGAAGUGCUCCUAACUCCACCUAAACUACAUCCUGUCUCCCUAGAUGGAGUGGGCGGUGGCUAACUCCCAUAAUGCCCUCUGUCACCUCCAGUGACACCACAUCUGGGGGAAAUGAUUCAGUACGAUAGAAUCAUUGGGGGUGCUGCCUGUCUGGCUGUGGGAUUGGUAACAAUGACCGCAUGCAUCAACCGAUUCGAUUUUAAAUCAGGGCGACGAAUGAGAAAUGAGGCCAUCAAUCAACGGAGGAAAGGAGGAUGUCCUGGUGAAAAGGUCUAAUUGGAUGAUUGGGCCUCAAGAACGUACACUACACGAGUUAGAGCAUGACACACCGCGCCUAAUCCAGCUCGCUGAAGGGCAAAGGCACCAUCGUCUGGAUUCCAUCUACAUUUUCCUUUCAUUUCGACUGAGAGAAAAUAAAAGCAAAUCAAUAAACGAAUGCUUCUUUUUCAACCAGAACACUUUUUUCUUUUACAACUUUUUUAUUUUUUUACAAACACCAAACUCACCAAAACUAUGUUUUCAAUUAAUUCAAGCAUUAAAAAAUGCUUGAAUUUGAUUGUAAGUCAAAAUUGAAGGACUAUAGCAGACCAUUAAACCCGACCCUUCUGUGCUCCUUGUUCACCUUCACCAUUUUGAAAAAGCAACAUUUUGGUUAUUUGUGUUGAGUUUUGUAGUCCCGUUCUAGUUCAGUUCUAAAACCGGAAAAUGGUGCGAGGGACUUGUCUUUAUCAAAAAUGAAAGGACUACCUGCUUUACGGACUCCUGGUUCCGGGCGCAGUUGUUUCUUCGCCUUCGAGGAUCAUCAGAACUUUGCUGUUUUGCAUGUUUUACCGAAGAGAAAACGGAGACGGAAUGAACUGAGACGAACGAAAUCGCGAGAAAGGGAAGGAGAUCGGAUUGAUUUAGUCAAUCUGCUGUAUCAUAUCAAAUAAAAUCUUGUCUUUUUGAAAUGAA